UAGGUACAGUAUAGGCGUACACAUAGGCUUCACCAGGUGUAUAAAUACAGAAGCACAAGAUCUCAAAGUUAUCAGUUGUACAACAACCAGAAAUCCGAAUCAACAUGCAGGUCUUAUUCGUUCUCGCCGCCGCCUUGAUCGCCACCGUGGCCUCAAAUGCUUACUACCCCAAACCGGCCUACCCAGCCCCGGCUUACCCAUCUUACAGCAAGUCUUACGAUUAUGCCCCAAUGCCGUACAGCUUCGGCUGGGCCGUAAAGGACGACUACACCUACAACGACUACGCCCACCAGGAGACGGCCGAUGACAAGGGCUACGUCUCCGGCUCUUACAAAGUCAAUCUCCCCGACGGCCGCACCCAGACGGUCACCUACAAGGCCGACGACUACAGCGGAUACGUCGCCGAUGUCAAAUACGACGGAGAGGCCAAAUACCCCACCGAGUACAAGCCAUCGGCAUACAAACCCGCUGCCUACCCCAGUCCAGCUUAUCCUUCUUCUUACCCCGCUGCUUACCCCGCAUACAAACCCGCCUACAAACCCGCCUACCCAUCUCCAGCUUACCCCAAAUAUUAAGCGGAUGAGUGAUGUCUCUUGCCAAUAAUGGUCCCCAUAAUUUAAAAUUAUUUUUUAAAAUAGAGACAAAAUAAAAGUUCUUCUUCUAAAAGAAA
Daphnia pulex (common water flea) is the source of this 670-nucleotide messenger RNA. Its product is annotated as adhesive plaque matrix protein-like. The record is from RefSeq and is a predicted model, not a curated record. Gene Ontology annotation, cellular component: extracellular matrix. The transcript is spliced from 3 exons. The coding region runs from base 105 to 575 and encodes 156 amino acids. NCBI's taxonomy places the organism in Eukaryota, Metazoa, Arthropoda, Branchiopoda, Diplostraca, Daphniidae.